CAGUUUAUUACCGAGUAAAAAAAUUUCUUGUAUAGAUGCUGAUGGUACUGUAGUGAUUACAACAAGUGUUAUCCCUUCGCAGAAGCGAUAACAGGAGCGUGCGGGUUUUUUGUUAGAAAAUCUAGAGGUUCGACAGAUAAUGAGCCAUUGGAGAAACAUCCUUUAAACAUGAUCUGACUCAGGAGUAGCAUACAUGGGAAUACGCAGACCACAACCGUGCGAUACUCAAUGUAAGCUUUGUUUGUAAGUUUUUGGAGGCGAAGAUGGAGAAUUUGCAGUACGCGGAGGAGGUAGUCAGAGAGUUUCUUGUAUUCAGAGGGUUUACAAACACUCUGCAGGCAUAUGAGAAAGAGCUAGGCAGCGAUAUUGGGAAAGGGUUCCAAGUUGAUAUGCUAUUGGACUUGAUAUUUUCAGUUUACAUUCCAAAUUUUCAAGCUGAGAACUUGGUGAAUCUGCUCCACUUUUUCGAACAAUGUUUCGGGUCAUACGAGGCUGAACUAAUGUCUACUUUAUCGAAAAUGGAAGUCUCGAUUAUGCGUUAUUAUAUCAUCCAUGCCUUACAAACUGGGAAGAAGGAGAAAGUGAUUGAAUUUUUCGAUAGCCAUGGUAGCGAGUUACUGCAAAAACACCAAGAUUUGGCAUUGUGGUUUGCCAUCCCAUAUCAUAAGAAUCCUCAGGCGGAUCCUGAAUUUCGUUUCUACUUUUCUAAGGAGUGGAUCGAUACCUUACAACUAUCUGUCAGGAAUUUUCUUAGCAAGAUGCUUCACAUUAGUCAUAUCCUUGGGCAUUGGUUUUUAUAUCCUUCAUUGUGCUUUAUAUUUAGUACCUCUAAUCAUCAACAAUCUGAGCAUUAGUUCUUUUACAAGAGUCAGCUCUUUUCCUGGUGACCCAUUGUCAGUUUACUCAUAUUCCAGGGCAGCUCCAUUGUAAUCUUGGAGUCUGGCCUCCAAUCAUGAGAUUACUGACAACUAGUAAUGAAUACCUGAAUGCUCUGGACUUUACUUUUUACCAGCUACCUCAUUUUUUGUAUUUGAAUUUGUCCUUAGUCAAGUUACGCAUCCCUGCAUUACUGAAGAUCAGUUCUGAAUAUAACGCUGUGAAUCGUCUCAAGGGAGACAUUAAGCAACUUAAUCUCAAAGUUUCACAACUUCAGGCCUUGUUAGAGGAGAAAGAGGUUCAGCUACGUCAAGCAAGGAGCUCAUCAAACAUAAAAGAAGGUAGUCAUAAGCAAACUGUGUCUUCACCUAGAUUAUCUGAUGAUUGUAACCCUACAACUUCUAAUGUUGGGAAGAGAGAAUCCUCUCAUUACAUUGAUGAUCAAGGAGCUACCUGUUCUCAAAAGUCUUGUGUGAGCAAGAGUGAGAGGAGGGAUUUGUUAACAGAGGAUCAAGACUCGGGCAGUGAAAUGCAGAGAGAGGAAGAAUUCCCAGAAGUGAGAGUAGACUUUCAGGAGACAUUCCUUGGCCACACAAGUCCGAUCACACAGUGCCGCUUUUCUGCAUCUGGGGACAACAUUGCUAGCGCUUCUGUGGAUGGGACGGUUAGGUUUGUGUUUUAAGUUGUUACUCAGUGCAUGCUUUUCAUAAGAAUGUGACAUUUGGACUUUAUACUUUCCAUUAAUGUGGAUCCUCUAUUUUGGUGCUUGUUAGAGGGAUUCCCAUCUUUAUUAAAGAAUGCUUAACUGUUAAAGAAAUGCAACUGAUGACCUUAGUUGGUAAUUAAGACACUGAAAAGAU
Molecule: messenger RNA, 1736 nt
Organism: Cuscuta campestris
Lineage: Eukaryota; Viridiplantae; Streptophyta; Magnoliopsida; Solanales; Convolvulaceae
Source: the annotation of a GenBank genome assembly